AUGUCACGGUCACGGAUCAGGAAAUCAAUUCAAGGGUCUCAAAGCCAGGACGUGAUCUAUGAAAACAUACCUUUAAAAGGCCAUGCGAGUGACGGCAUGGAUGUCUUUGAUGAAAGGCCGUAUUCUCUGGGAUUGACACAUGGUAUGCUCGGCAACGCACACAGUCAAGACUGCCUGUACACGCCAACGGACAUGCGAGGUCUAUACGACAGUGACCACGCUCUACCAAUGGUUGGCCGGUCGCACAAGCUGAAAUCAUCGGUAUCGCAGGGCAAUAACCGAAUGACCACGUCAUCGCAGGACAGGUUCGUGUUCACGGCUUUACCUCCAUCGAUGCCCAGUUCCUUUGUGGCCGUCGGCAGCGUAGGAAUGUCCCGUAGUGAUCAGGCAAAUGCGCGGAAGUCGUCCGGCAGCUACAAUCCUCGGAAUGGUAUCUUCAUCACAAGCUCAGAAGUAGAGAUGAUCCAAUUCACUGCUGAGCUUCUAGCCAGGGAACGACAGCAAGCGGUGCCAACACUUCUACGCAAGCUAGCGGUUGCAUCCCAUCGACCAUCAUCCGCCCACAACACGCAGCAGAUUGUGGAAAUACUCCUGGGGGCAGAUAAGGUCACGGGAGAAGACGAGCGCAUGCUAACAACGGCUAUGAUGAACUUAUACGACAGCACCAGUAAGUUUGAGAAGGAUUCAGCAGCUUUGAUGCUUUACACGGUGCUGAUGGAUGGUCCCAGAGCAGAUCUAGUGUUUCAUCUUUUCUACACGCUUCAUGUAGAAUACUAUCGAGUGGAGGGAUCACACCACAUCUACACCCAGGUGUACACUCAGCUGCUUGAGCUGCUACAGUGGAUGCUAUGCGUCUCUCAAGAGGCAGAGCGUGAUUUCUCGGGCUUGUGGUACAGGGCUCUGCUCUGCUGGAUGACAUUCGCUGAGGGCCAUUCCAGUCUACCGAUCAACUGUGAGCUGCUCACUGCCCUGCUAAGCCACGCAGCAUAUCAGCUGUCGGCCUCGGAUCGUAUGCGAGUGGCCAGUAUACUGAUAAGUCAGACUACUUCUUCGACGCCGGGACGCCCACUGAAUGAGAUGACUGGUGACAUGUUGGGACUCAUCAGUGACUUGUUCAUGAAUUCGACGUCGUGUACCGAGCGCUCUCUUCUCUUCAAGGCCUUGGCGCUCCACGCAUUCGAUCGAUUUGGAUCAGAUCAAUCAGAUGACCCCUUAGUGCACAGGAGCGUCGUGAUCAAGUUCCUGCUGCAAUCGGGGGCUGAUGCAGCAUUUCAGCAGAUUGGUCCGUGCUUUUCUCCUCGGUUUGCAGAAGAACUCGGGAAUGAACUUCUGAACCUAGGUGCAGGUGCACACGAAUUGAGUCUGCAGCCAAAAGCAGCAGCACUAGUACCCGUGAUUGUGGAGGAAAUUUAUACUUUGGUUCGACAUAGCUUCGAGCUUCACCGAGCAUUCAGCCCAAUCGUCACCUCUCUGACCGACAACCCAUACUCGAACAAUGAGGACGCAAUCGAGGAAGUGAUUCUUUUAUAUGCUAGCAAUGUAAAGAGUGACCAUCGCAAUGCCCAGGCUCUGGUGCGUGAAGUGGUGUUGAAAUCCAAUCUCGCCUUCGUCAACAAUGAAGAUCAUGUUAUAAACUCGCUGAUGGAUCGCAUCGCGAGACUUUUCAGCAGUAAAGCAAAUUUGGCGUGUACAAAAGCGAUUCGCAACACCGCCCGUGGCUACGCUAUGGCUUUGAAGAAUGUAUCGCUCAUAUACGUACACAAGGAUCGGCAUAAUAUCCGUAGCGAUGUCACUCGAGAAGCAGUGCUGAAGUGGGUGGCCAAGCGAACAAAACCGCUGCGUGCACAUGUCCAGAAUGAUAUCCUAACUCAAACAUUCUGUGUGGAAGCGUUCGUUAGUAUAGCCUAUGUUCCAGCCGCCGUGACCAAUAGUCGACACUUCGAACGCUGGCACGGAAUAUUUGAGGGGGAGGGUACCAUCUCGGCCGUCCAUGCCAAGUUGUGCGAUACAGCAUUUGUUAAUGUGGUUUUAGGCAUCGGAAGCCACCGCAAGCAAGCGCAUGAUAUCAAGGUGUGCGACAGACGCACAUGGGCACAUAGAGCGGCAUUGCUGAUUCUUUCAAUCGCUUGCUCACCCGGAAAAGCCAUGUUCGAGAAAAUGGGGGGAUUCAAGGUCUUCAAACCACUCACAACAUCUAAUGAUCCAGUCAUUGCCUGGAUGGCCAGUUCUUGGACUCUUACCCGCUUCAAAGCCGACCAUCCAAAACUAUACGAAGAUUUGAAGCUGAAGAUAUGGGGUAGACAUAACUUGCCUCCCAAAAAUCCUUAUCAACGGAUGAGAGAUCUACUCAACUUCAAACAGCAAUACACACCUGGCAAUACGCCUAAUGCCACGCCGACAAAUACUCCCAUGAUGACACCUCGAGGUAGGGGUGCGACGGGGAGUGGUGGUGAGCGCACGAAGCUUGUACGUACUCAUUCACAGCCGGCAACCCCCACGGCGCUUCUAUCACAUCAAUACAAUGCCCGUGUGGGCGUCAGCAAUCUGAACAUAAAUGCAAAUAUACAGGCGCACACACAAAUCCAGCCAUACACUAAUGGCAGUGCUCACACACGAGAACAGCUUCUUCCUAGGAAGGGGCUUUCGAGACUACCCAGUCAUUUGUCGCAGCCGUCUACCCCGGUAUUACCAUCUAUUGAAAAGGUUCAGUCUCCAAAACUACAAAUGAGCCUCGGAUCGCCCCUAUUACAAGAAUUGGUUAUAGAUGGGAGUGAAUAA
Messenger RNA from Sphaeroforma arctica JP610, 2778 nucleotides. RefSeq lists its product as hypothetical. Lineage: Eukaryota; Ichthyosporea; Ichthyophonida. Bases 1 to 2778 code for a protein of 925 amino acids. The record is from RefSeq and is a predicted model, not a curated record. The transcript has 20 exons.